Molecule: messenger RNA, 3923 nt
Organism: Chroicocephalus ridibundus (black-headed gull)
Lineage: Eukaryota; Metazoa; Chordata; Aves; Charadriiformes; Laridae
Gene: TERF2
Product: telomeric repeat binding factor 2
Exons: 10
Coding region: 1350-3062 (570 amino acids)
Biological process (GO): protein localization to chromosome, telomeric region; negative regulation of telomere maintenance via recombination; telomeric D-loop disassembly
Cellular component (GO): nucleus; shelterin complex; chromosome, telomeric region
Molecular function (GO): telomerase activity; protein homodimerization activity; double-stranded telomeric DNA binding
Source: RefSeq, a predicted model, not a curated record
CAGCUCUCCCACUUUUCCUGAGACGAGCCUGGCUUGGAGAGGGCUGAUAGGCCCUGAAUGGCUUUGUCCGGGUGUCUCGGAGAGAAAUCUUGCUGUGUUUCCCUUGCUCCAGGGACUCCCUUUUCCUGACUUUUGAGCAGAAAUGAAUGAAAUGGCUCAAAAUCCCGAAACCUGUACUGGGCUGGUGGGAUCUGCCAAAGGGGCUGGUGCAUCCAGGUGGAUUCCAACUGCAUAUCUUAGAAAAGUGCAGAAGCUGCUGAGCUUUUCAGAAAAUGUGGAGUUUUCUAGUCAGGAGAGCAGUUUGAAAGGCCGUAAGGACAGACAAUUUUAGGCUAUUGCUGGGGCUGUUCGGCCUCUCCUGAAUUGAGGGGAGAACGGUGAAAUUCAGGAGUCUCAACCCUGUCACCUGUCCUUGCCUCUCAUGACAGAAAAAGAGCAAAAAACCUUUUGCUCCUGAAUAUUUUAUAUGGAAAAGUACUUUAACCGAAGCCUGUUGCCCUGUCAUCACCUCUCAGCCCAGGAAACAGCCGUCAGCGUCGGUCCCCGCAUCCUUCCUAACGUUUAAGGGCAGUGACUCGCUGGUCGUGUGACAGGGUUGUCCCAGGGCGCUCCCGCUGCCCGAGCUGAACAGCUACCCUUCUUUCUCGUGCGGAUUAUUUUUUAUCUCCCUUUGUUUGCCAAUAAAAAAAAAAAAAAUCCCGCCCAGUUUUACUGUUUUCCUUUUCACACACGUUUUUUUAUUUUUUUUCCUCACGUGUGUGUUUCCUUCUCUGGCCAGGGGUGGAGGGAGGGGAGUAUCCCAGAUAACCUCAUGCGAGAGGAAUUUUCACGUGCUUUUCCACCUGAGGUGAGAUAGCGGUGCCAGGGAUGUUUCCUCCGAGUGGGAGUAAUCCCGGCGCGACAGAGAACCUCUCCGUGGCCUGCAGGGCCUUCGCCCAAACCGGCCUCCUCAGGCCACCGGCCUUCCUUGGCCCAGGAUCGCCGGGGCUUCUGGUUCGUGACCCAAAUUCUGAGGAAUUACAGGAAAAUCUCUGCCCCGACACGUUGGAACAUUUUGUAACCCGUCCUGUGGCGCCCCGCCCGCCCAACAGGGGGAGCUAGACCGGCGCCGCGGUGCACGCCGGGAGCUGGUGGCACCACAGAGACGUUGGGCGCAGUGCAUGCCGGGAGUUGUAGGCACGACAGACGCCUUGGCGCAGCGCAUGCCGGGGCUCGUAGGCGCGACGGGGCAUUUGCGCGGUGCAUGCCGGGAGUUGUAGGCACCUCGGUAAUACCGCACUCGCGCCACGGGCGGGGCGGUGGCUUGGCGUUGUCACUUCCGCUCGUGCCUGACGUCAGUUCCUGGCGGGAUGGUGGGGAAGCGGCUGAGAGUUACCCAGCGGGAGGAGAUGGCGGCGCGGGGCGGCCUGCCCGAGGAGGCGGUGAACCGCUGCGUCCUGCAGUUCUACUUCCACCAGGCCAUGGCGGCCUACCGCGCCGGGCGGAACCGCGACUUCCGCCAGCUCCGUGAUGUCAUGCAGGCGCUGCUUGUGCGGCCCCUGGAGAAGGAGCCGGUGGUGGCCCAGAUGCUGCGCAUAAUGCAAUUCCUGUCACAGAUUGAGGAAGGCGAGAACCUUGAUUGCACCUUCGAUAAAGAUUCAGAGCUCACCCCUCUUGAAUCUGCAAUUGGUGUCCUGGAGCUCAUUCAGAGAGAAUUCUCUGUGGCUGAGAAGACGAUGGAAACUGUUCAGAAAACGGUGAAGGAAGCUGCUGUUAUUGUCUGCAUCAAAAACAGAGAGUUUGACAAAGCUUCGAAAAUUCUAAAGAGGCACAUGGGGAAGGAUGCCAAAAAUCAGAAAAAGAGGAAUGAGUUGCUGACUAUUAUCCGGGAGAAGAAUUUCAAUCAUCCAAUGGUCAAAAACUUUUCUUACAAGAACUUCCAGCAGAACAUGUUUCAGUUCCUGAAGACCUAUGUGGAUGAUUCAGAGCCACUGCUGCUAACGGUAAUAAAAAAGACAUUGAAUUCAGAAGAUGCUGAAGAACCAAAACAUUCAUUGGUGACUCCUAAGUCUGCAAAUGGGCCAAAGGAUGAGGCAGCAGCUCUGGAGCCCUUGGGAAGGACAAACCCCUCUCCAGAGCCAGCAAAAGACCUGGAGGGAGCUCCCAACCCUGCAGAAAGGGGAGACAACCCCGCAGCAGCUCCUGAGGCUAUGGAAGGAGCUAGUGACUCUGCAUCAGCUCCUGAGCCUAUGGAAGGAGCUACUGACCCAGCAGCAGCUCCUGAGCAUAUAAUAGCAGCAGUUAAUACCUUGGAAGAUGGUUCAGAGCCUAUGGAAAUAUCUAAAGAACCAGCAGCAGCUCCAGAACUUCCAGGAGUGUCCUGCAGGGACUCAGAAAGGCAGCCCUCUGGAACUGUAACCACGUAUGGGAUUUCUGUUCUGAGAGAAGCUUUCAAGAUCCUGUCGGACUCCCAGGAUUCUGAUGCACUCUUCACCAAACUGGAUGAAACAGACUUUUCUUUCCCCAAGCAACUGUCUCCUUCUGUAUCCCACAGAACCAAGAGACGGAAAGAAGAGGAGAAUCAAGAUUCUGAGAUCUCAGACCCUCCUGAAAUACCCCAUAAGGGCAAAUGCUUGUUGACCAUAAGCAAACUGGUCAUGGAGGAAGACAACCAGUACAGCAAGUCAAGUGAGAGCCCAGACUCUUCCCAGGAGCCAGUUGUUUCUUCUGCUUCCAGACCUGUUCAGAAAGUGCAUGACCAGCCUGUAUCUACUAGGAGUGCCAAGUCCUUCCAGAGAAGGUGGAACAGCUCGUAUGGCGGAGAAGCAAAAGACAGUUGGAGUGAGGAGGAUGAGCUUUUCUCAGACGCAGCAUCAUUUGGGAGAAACAGCCACAACUCUACAGUCUUCGGUUCCAAGAAACAGAAAUGGACAAUACAGGAGAGCGAGUGGAUCAAAGAGGGCGUGAAGAAGUUCGGAGAAGGGAGAUGGAAGGCCAUUUGCCAGAAAUACCCCUUCCAGAACCGCACGGCGGUGAUGAUCAAGGAUCGUUGGCGGACCAUGAAAAAGCUGGGAAUCCUCUAAACUCAGGAGCCAUGAGACCUUCAGUGCAAAAAAAUUCGUAUUUUUCUUUUGAAAGAUGGACUGGAGCAAUGGUAGCGCAGAGGCUGCUGUGCUCGUUCCUGGUGUGUGUUGGGGCUGGCGUGGUGAGCCCCUCUGGCUCGUGGUACCUGAGGCUGCUGCAGCAGAGGGAACCGUGUCCGACAAGAAAUGAGGAACCUGUGUCUAGAGUUGUAGCUGCAAGGAUUAGGUCUUCUGCAGUUAGUAGAAGCUGCACAGCCUGAUUGCACAUGCUUGGAAACGGCCUGGAUUGGGACUUCCUUUUCCACCUGACAACUGCAGUGUUCAUAGAAUGAAUCCCAACCUGAUGGACUGCUGAAAUGACAGCUUUCUCUGCUCAGAGGCUGUCAAAUGGUAGGAUAAUCCCAUCAGUGGCUAUUUUAAUGUGUUUUAAUUGUCUAAACUGUGGAUUGCUUGUUUCAUCUGUUUACUCAGUUCCUUGUGGGAGAGAGGCAGCACGUAGUCCCAGAGCUUCUGGGGAGAAGAAGGGAUUUAGGCAAGGCGAUCUGCUUAGAUUUAUUUUAUUUUUUUUUUCCCAUUUCUUUCUGCUUUGUACAUGGCUAGUCUGCGACUGGCAAUUUCUCCCUCCCAGCUUUGAGGCUUUAAAAACAUUAUUAUUUUUUUUUGUUUCAGUACUUAAAUGUUGUUUGUUCCCAUGUUAAAAAGUUCAAGUGCUUACUGACUUUGGGCAUGUCUAACUGGCACUUCUUCCUGGUCAUGUCCCCUUCCUGCGUGUGAUCCCUGGAAGCGUAUGAGCUCCAAGGGCACUGCCUGUUUCCUGCCUUCAGGUGCCAAAGCUGGAGUCCUUGUCUGAGUGGUUUUCUG